Molecule: messenger RNA, 2253 nt
Organism: Daldinia childiae
Lineage: Eukaryota; Fungi; Ascomycota; Sordariomycetes; Xylariales; Hypoxylaceae
Product: Flavin carrier protein 2
Exons: 3
Coding region: 1-2253 (750 amino acids)
Biological process (GO): transmembrane transport; fungal-type cell wall biogenesis
Source: RefSeq, a predicted model, not a curated record
AUGGCGAUAUCGAAUUCGAGGUGGAAUAUCCGGCGAGCGGCCAUAUGGGCAACGGCACUUGCCAGCGGAGUCCUGAGUAGCGAUGUUUUAGUGACAAAUGGAUUCAACAAUUGUGAGGAGAAUAGCAGCAUUAGGGUCCAAAAGGUGGAAAUUUCUUAUAAUAAUGCCGACAAGCUCGUGGUUUUCGAUAUUGUAGGCACGAGCGACAAACGACAAAAUGUAACGGCAUGGCUCUCCGUAUCCGCGUACGGGCAAGAUGUUUACACAAACGCUUUUAAUCCUUGCAAUGAGACCACAUUCGUCGAUGAAUUGUGUCCUGCUCCGGCCGGUGUCUUUACUGCAAGAGGUACUCAGGCGAUACCUCCUCAAUAUGCUGGUGUCAUUCCUGCUGUUGCUUUUCAGGUACCCGACAUAGCAGCCCAGGCGACGUUAAAGCUUAAGACCUUAGAUACCGGAGCAGAAAUUGCCUGUGUCCAGGCCCAAGUAACGAAUGGCAAGACGACCGACGUACCCGCAGUCUCGUAUAUCGCCGCCGGCGUAGCGGGAGCAGCUCUGUUGAUGGGUGGUGCUGGAGCCAUCAGUGCAGCGGGAGGAGCUGGUGCGGCUGGCGGAGCUGGAGGUACCAUGAGCCCGAGUUUCAUGGAAAUGUUCGGCAUUUUCCAAGGUUUCGCCAUGAACGGUAUGAUGUCUGUCCAGACGCCACAGGUUUACCGUAGCUUCACGAAGAACUUCGGCUUCUCAACGGGCAUCAUCCCAUGGAGACAGAUGCAAGUCUCUAUCGACAACUUUCGAGGAAUGACAGGUGGAAACUUAACCAGGGACAGUGUUGAAUUCCUUCAGAAAGCUACUCUCGUUUACCCCGACGGCACAACUGCGAACGGGAAGGGAUCGCUCUUCGGUCGUUCCAUGGCGGAAGCGGUUCACCUUGCUAUUCGUGAUGUCGAUACGUCGGUUAACGCAACGGGCACCGACGGAGAAACAGCGACGAGUACCGAGGCGACGAUCCGUGCGGCUGUCUCGGGUAUUCAAGGAUACGCUCAGCAAUUAUCUGUACCGCAGUCCAACACGUUUAUGACGCUUUUAUUGAUCGUCGCCAUCGUCGUUGCUGUUAUUGUCGUCGGUAUCUUGCUGGUGAAGGUUAUCCUCGAGGCUUGGUCCCUAUAUGGCCACUUUCCUGAGUCUUUGACUGGUUUCCGCAAGCAUUAUUGGGGUUCGAUUGCUCGUGCUAUCACGUCCCUCAUUCUGGUUCUUUACAGCAUCUGGGUUCUAUAUUGUGUGUUCCAAUUCACACAUGGCGAUUCUUGGGCUGCCCAGGCACUUGCCGCUGUUACUCUUAUCCUAUUUACUGCCAUUCUAGCUUUCUUCUCUUGGAGGAUCUGGAGUAUCGCACAUAAGCUCAAGAACAGCGAGGGAGACACGUCGGGUCUCUACGAGGAUAAGGAGCACUGGGUUAAGUACUCACUCUUCUACGAAUCGUAUAGGAAAGAUUACUGGUGGAUCUUCGUGCCAGUCAUUGCGUACAUGUUUGCCAAAGGUUGCGUCCUCGCCGCCACCGAUGGUCAUGGUAUGGCACAGUCAAUCUGUCUUUUAAUCGUCGAAGGGUCAAUGUUGGCUUUGUUGGUCUGGAGUAAACCAUUCGAGCGGAAAUCUGGCAAUGUGAUCAACAUUGCUAUUGCGGUUGUGCGCGUUCUUUCAAUCGUCUGCGUUCUCCUCUUCGUCGAAGAAUUCGGCAUCGCCCAAACCACGCAGACAGUUGCCGGUGUCGUUCUGAUUGCCAUACAAUCGGGUCUUGCAGGAACUCUCGCAAUUCUCAUCGCAUGGAAUGCAAUUAUAGCAUGCUGCAAGCAAAACCCUCACCGCAAGCGCAGAAAGGAGAUGGAACAAUACCAGCGUGAUAUGGACACCUUGACGCCUUUGGACGCACGUAACUCUUUACUCCUAGACCGCUCGAAAACCAAUGAGACUAGAAUCACCAUCACAUAUACCAAUUCUGUAUCAGACUCCAAGCAGCCGCUUGACCGCCGCUCCCCUUCACCGGAUCCAUAUAUCGGCGUCGCAGUCGAGCCAUCUGAUACCUACUCACCAUUAAGCCUUUCGUACACCAGCAGACCCUUAACGCCCAGCUUACCGAUGAGAAGUCAAGAGCAAAGUGCGGCUCCCGCGGGGCAACAACCGAACGUAGGGGGCGGGUAUGGUGAUAGCUACGGGCAACAGAAUGGAUAUUCAGGGUAUCGCGGACCUUCCGUAUACUAA